AUGUCAGAUUUAGGGUUUGAUCCAACAUUAAAAAAGAAAAAGAAAUCUAAAAAACCAGUAGAUGGUGUAUCAUCAGUCUCAGAUAGUAAAGAAUCAACUCCACAACCAACUUCAGAUUCAGUAGAUGAAUUAUUUUCAGGAUUAAAGAAAAAGAAGAAAUCAUCAUCAACAACCAAACCAACAGAAUCAAGCACAUCAGAAUUAAAUGAUGAAGAUUUAACUGCAUCAUUAGGAGAUUUAUCAUUAAAGAAGAAAAAGAAAAAAUCAUCAUCAAAUAGAAACACAGAUUUAAAUGAAUUUGAACAACAGUUGGAAGAAGCAGGAAUAGAUGAAACUUUAAUAAAUCAAGAAUCAAAUAAUAAUUCUCAAGAUGAUUUAAAUAAUCAACAAGAAUUAAUUGGUGGUAUGUCAUAUGAUGAUUUAUUAACAAGAUUUUUUGAUAUUUUAAAACAAAAUAAUCCAGAAUUAGCCGGAGAUAGAUCAGGUCCAAAAUUCAGAAUCCCACCACCAGUAUGUCAAAGAGAAGGAUCCAAAAAGACUCUUUUUGCAAAUGUACAAGAAAUCGCAACAGUAUUACAAAGAAAUCCAGAACAUCUUAUUCAAUUUUUAUUUGCAGAAUUAGGUACUUCUGGUUCAAUAGAUGGUGAAAAAAGAUUAGUAUUAAAAGGUAAAUUUCAACCAAAACAAAUGGAAUCAGUUUUAAGAAGAUAUAUUAUUGAAUAUGUUACUUGUAAAACUUGUAAAAGUAUGAAUACUGAAUUAAAAAGAGAAAGUGCAAAUAGAUUACAUUUCUUAAGUUGUAAAGCUUGUGGAUCUACCAGAUCUGUAUCUUCAAUUAAAACUGGUUUCCAAGCUCAAAUUGGGAAAAGAAAGAAAUUUUAA
Lodderomyces jiufengensis is the source of this 882-nucleotide messenger RNA. RefSeq names its product translation initiation factor eIF2 subunit beta (gene SUI3). Gene Ontology annotation, cellular component: eukaryotic translation initiation factor 2 complex. The coding region runs from base 1 to 882 and encodes 293 amino acids. The record is from RefSeq and is a predicted model, not a curated record. The transcript has a single exon. Gene Ontology annotation, biological process: formation of cytoplasmic translation initiation complex; translational initiation; formation of translation preinitiation complex. Gene Ontology annotation, molecular function: mRNA binding; translation initiation factor binding; translation initiation factor activity. NCBI's taxonomy places the organism in Eukaryota, Fungi, Ascomycota, Pichiomycetes, Serinales, Debaryomycetaceae.